AGUGGGUGACAUAUCCUAUACAAACGAUCGGAAGUCUCUUCUAUCUCAGCUCAGAAUGUGUAUUUUCUUAGUUUGAUCGUUAUGGAGUAUUUGAGUGUUUUGUUUCUGAUAUUUAUUGUGUGACACGCUCCACCUUCUCAAUUCGGAGGAACAACAACGAUUGAAAAAGUCAUCGGAACAACGGCAUCAAAUCCAAGAUUUACUGGUAGAAGUAAUAUCGUUUUUUCCAUGUACGUACGAGAUAGUGGAUGAUCAAUAUAUACAGUAAGGACAAAGAAACGAAGGGAGAUUCUGGUGUUUGGCUCAGAAUAAAGAGGUACUUAGAAGUCGCAAAUGGUACCGUCGCUAUUCUUCCAAUCCCGCAGGUGCUAUUUCUAAUUAUCAUCUUUUCAAAAAUGAGAGGUCCCAAAUCUUUGAACACGAGGAAAGUCUUGAGCGCUGUUGUUUUAGUCCAAUAUCUGCCAAGAGCUCUUCGUGUCUACCUGUCAUGGACAGAAGUAAUCAUCCACAGGAAUAUUAUGAUUAAGCCAUCUAAAAGCAUCAUAGCAGUGAAAGCUGGAUUCAACUUGUUUCUAUUCAUUAUUGCCAGUCAUUUCUUUCGGUUCAAACCUUCAAACAAGUCCGCAUUUCUGGGAGAACGUCUUCGCAGUUUCAACUUCCAUCUCUGGCUUGGUUCUGUUUAUGUGCUUCCUUGGACAUUUGCAGAUGUAUAUGCAGUGGGAGGCAUCUAGGCAGUUGGAGGAGGCAUCUGGGCAUGGGCAGUUGGAGGA
Juglans microcarpa x Juglans regia is the source of this 770-nucleotide messenger RNA. RefSeq names its product cyclic nucleotide-gated ion channel 1-like. The record is from RefSeq and is a predicted model, not a curated record. The transcript is spliced from 5 exons. Bases 249 to 731 code for a protein of 160 amino acids. Lineage: Eukaryota; Viridiplantae; Streptophyta; Magnoliopsida; Fagales; Juglandaceae.